Poeciliopsis prolifica (blackstripe livebearer) is the source of this 1862-nucleotide messenger RNA. Its product is annotated as protein S100-A10-like. The record is from RefSeq and is a predicted model, not a curated record. NCBI's taxonomy places the organism in Eukaryota, Metazoa, Chordata, Actinopteri, Cyprinodontiformes, Poeciliidae. Bases 248 to 517 code for a protein of 89 amino acids. The transcript is spliced from 4 exons.
CAGUUUUUUGUUUCGCGUUUUCUCGCCGCUGCACGGAUGGCCAUCAAGAUAUGACGGCCUGGAAUGUCCUGCAGAUCCUCUGAGACGGUCUGCAGCCGGCCGACGGCCUCUUCACAGAAACACGCGGCUGAUCCCGUCCAGCUGCUUCACGCUGAGGCUGCAUCAGAUGAAACCUGCGGCUUGGUCACGUCUUUCCUGGAGGACGUGAAGCGGAAACUACUCGGAGCUGGAGCUGGCCAUCAACACCAUGGUGACGGAGUUCCACCGGGCGGCGGGUGACGGCCCCACCAUGAGCCCCACGCAGCUCCACGCCUUCAUCUCCACGCACAUGCCGCUCCUCGCCAAGGCGGCGCAGGGCGAGGAGGGACUGGACCGGGUUCUGAAACAGAUGGGAGUCCAGAAGGACCAGAACAUCUCCUUCGACCACUUCUGGACGCUGAUCCGCCACCAAGCGGCGCAGCAGUUCAGCAGGGCACAGAAAGAGAAGGGCGACAAGUUGAACUGCUCGCUGCAGUGACACGGCGCAGCCUGACCAGAGGGGGCGCUGCAGGACCGCAGGCUCACGCAGAAACUAUGUAGAAAAAACUACAGUAGUUCACUUGUUUGUGUUUCAAUUUUUGAGGGGUGACGAAAGAACAAAAACAAAAUCAAAAGCAGAUUGUUUCUUCAUCUGCUUUACUGAUGUUAAGAAUUAAAAUGAGGAAUAACUUGAUUUAGCUCGUUAAUUUAUUCCUCCGUCCUAGGUUCCUGUGUGUCUGCAUGUGGAGGGAGAAAAGAGCAAUCAUACGACGUCAGACUUCAGAUAUUCAGAGUUUUAUCCAAAGAAUUCAAUGCAAUACAGAAUGUUACAACAAGCAUCUCACCUAGAUUAUCAAAAGUCCAAGACAUGACAAAACAGAGACAAAUAACUGAGUAAAAAGACAAAAAAUUAACAGAAGAUGCAUCCUCCAGGAAACUCUCACUCAGCACAAAGAGAUUCGGACUUCUGCUGUAAAACAAACCAUUUUAUAAUAAUGUGUAUUCUCUUCAUUUAAAUAUAUGCAUUAGGAGGUGUGUUUUCCUUUGUGUGGGCUGUCUUAAUGUUAAUUUUAUUACCUCCUGCUAAAGAGCCCAAAGGCAGAUAUAUGGAUCGUCCAACUGGGUCUCUGCCGUACCAGGCGUCUCCUGCAACUCUCCCUGAGCUAAAUUUACGACCUCUGUCUGUUUUAGUUUUCUGCCUCAAAUGAUUCCACAAGAAAGUAGUUUGUAUUUUUAACCAAGCUUGCACAAAAUGUAAUGCUAAAUAAUGACAAUAAGUUUGGAUCUAAAACUAACUAAUUAAAAACAUGCAAAUAUAUUAAUAUGUUUGAUUAUAUGUUGUAACAGACUUUUAUAGUUUUUAAUGUUUGUCUGAACUAUUCAACCCUGAAUAAAGAAUUUAUUGCCCUGAUAGCCAAUACACUCCCUGUCUGAAACGCUCCUUAAGGAUAUAAGACUGCUUUCUGAUUAGAAAUUUAUGUAACUUCAGAGAGUCACCAGUUGUCCCAGUUUGGAUUUGUAUCUAAGUUUAUCUUAACGUAAAAGUUAGCCUGUGUACUAUUGUGCUACUUUAAAAUUCUUAUUUCAACACUGAGAACGUACGGAGGACCAAUGAUGACGUUAACAUUCAGUCACUUAAAUCAAAGUGAUCCCACAUUCUUGCCAGAAACUCGUGAAUAUUUCAUAUAGACUUGAUUAUGAAAGUUUUUUCUGUGCAGCAUUCCUCACAGCAACAAUAAACCUUCAAACUGAUCAACUGCAUCUUUUUCUGAAAUGAAAAAAAUAACAACUGAUAAUUAAAAGUCCACAAAAAUUACAUUAAAAACCAUCAAUGUUCAAUUUAA